This is a messenger RNA of Oncorhynchus nerka (sockeye salmon), 4800 nucleotides long. RefSeq lists its product as uncharacterized. NCBI's taxonomy places the organism in Eukaryota, Metazoa, Chordata, Actinopteri, Salmoniformes, Salmonidae. Gene Ontology annotation, molecular function: GTP binding; protein binding. The coding region runs from base 76 to 3948 and encodes 1290 amino acids. The transcript is spliced from 3 exons. The record is from RefSeq and is a predicted model, not a curated record.
UUAAUUUCUCAAUGCUGAUCAUCACAUUCAAUGACAGCUACAGACUGAGAAGGAAGACAAGAAUAACAGUGAGUCAUGUCUGACUCUGAGACAAUUGAACUAGCUGGUCUCGGCCGACCCUUCCAGCUGGGGAUGCUGUAUGACUGCCGGAGGGACGUUCUCAUUCCAGGUAUCACACUCUGGGAUGCUGAGAUGCUGCAGAAACAAAUAGAUGUCUCUCCACAACCAAACACGGAAUUCAAAAUGAUUGCUACAGACUCAACUGAACACAAGUCAGAAGCUUUGAAUGUCUCUGCAUCUCUGGAAGCCAGUUUCCUAUGUGGCUUAGUCAGUGUAAAAGGUUCUGCUGAAUACUUACACGACAAAAAGACCUCAAAGCAUCAGUCUAGGGUUACUCUACAGUAUCGUACCACCACUCGCUUUGAGCAGCUGAACAUGGAUCACCUGGGAGCAGGAAAUGUGAAACACAGUAAUGUCUUCCAAGAGGGCUCUGCAACCCAUGUCGUGACUGCCCUGCUCUAUGGAGCACAGGCCUUCUUCGUUUUUGACAGCAAAGUUUCCUCGGGAGAAAACCACCAGGAUAUUCAGGGAAACUUGAAUGUUGCAAUCAAAAGGAUCCCCCUCAUGUCAAUAGAGGGGCAGACAUCACUGAAGAUGAGUGAGGAAGAGCAGAGAGAGGCCAAUAAAUUCAACUGCACUUUCCAUGGUGAUUUUGCACUAGAAAACAACCCUGUCACUUUUGAAGAUGCCAUGAAGGUGUAUGCUGGCCUGUCAAGUCGACUAGGGGAGAACGGAGAACAUGCUGUGCCCAUGACCGUCUGGCUCUAUCCUCUCAAGAACCUGGACUCUGCAGCUGCCCAGCUAGUCAGGCAGAUCAGUGUUAGCCUGGUGCGUCGCGCACAGCGACUCUUGGACGGACUGGACAAUACUGAUGUACAAUGCCAGGACAUGAUGAAGGAAGACAUGGCUAUCAUGUUCCCUGAACUCCAAGCCAAGCUCAACAAGUUCAGGGACUUGUGCUCAGAGUACAAGCUGGUGUUCCAGAAAGGUCUCUGCAAUGUUCUUCCCAACAUAAGAGGAGGAGGAAUGGAGGAGGAAGAGCUGAUCAAAUUGCUCAACAGCAAAGAACGUUCUCCAUUCCAGAAUGACCUCAUGAUCACGUACCUGGACGACAGAGAGAGAGAGAUGAAUGUUGUCAGCUCUUACCUUGACAUAAUGAAAGAGGUACAAGUUGUGUCAUCUAGGGGUGAAUUUGAUAAAAUAGUGCUUGAUCAAGCUAAUGAUUAUGUCAUUUGUUUUGCAUUGUCAUCUUUGAAUGAGGAAGAGGAGUACCUGGGAGACUUGGAGAAGUACUUGUUGGAGGAAUCAAAGAGUGCAGGUUCUCAGUUGCCUUACAACCCCAACAUAGCUGAGAAACCUGGUGCAGAAAAGUGGUUUCACUCUGGGGAGGUAACCACCCUAACCAGGCAAACCAUACAUCUGUUCCUAGACUUCAAAGAGUCAAACAAAGGCAGAGAAAAUCUUGCAUUCUGCAUCGCUUCAAUUCCAGACAAAUUCAUCACUGCAUCCUCCAUCCAUAUCUAUGAAAGAGGGACUCUUUUGAAUCCACAGUUUGAGCUGCCAUCAAAGCCAGGUAUCCCCACCAUCAAGAAUCUGGAGCAUGACUGUAUCCACUUGCAAAUCAACCCUCCCAACCUUGGCGUCAAAUCUGUGGAGUCAUACCAAGUUUUGUACCAGGCUGUGCAGGCUGACUCUGCGUGGACAGAGGUCAACACUGAUGCCACAACGAACCAGGUCACAAUCAAGCAUUUGGACCCCUACAAAGAGUACCGCUUUAGCUGUAGGGCGGUGUGUAGACCUGGUCUGAGCUUCUCCAGUCACUGGACAGAUUAUGUAAGGACCCGCCCAUGCAGUCCUCCUGGACCACCCACAGAGAAGAGCAUAGAGUUAGGCAGCAUCAAGGUGAUCUGGGACAUUCCCACUGUUGUGGGGAAAGAUGUUGCUGUCAUUGGUUAUGUGGUUGAAUACAGAGAGUGUGCAAAAGCUGCAGACAAUCAGAUGUGGCACACCAUCAAAACCACCACUAGAGAGAGUACACUGAAAGGACUGGAGGCUGACACUGCAUACAGUGUCAGAGUGUCUGCUAACUGUGGUGAAGAAGGGAGGAGUCUACCAAGUCCUGAGAUGGUACUGACCAGCAUUGGGGAGUCUGAUAACACACCAAAACCAAGCAAAUUGACAGGAGCUAAAAGUGAGCGAUUCCUCAAACAAUCUCAGAAGUUGCAGAAAGGAAACCCCUCAAUCCAUAAGCUGAUGCUGGGGAAGAAAUUUGGUCAGAAUGAAAGUUUUGACCAGUACAUGUUUGGCCGGAAAGUGGAGCAAGUGAAUAACAAGGUGAUAUUGCUUCUGGGGUCCACAGGUGCAGGAAAAACAACUCUGGUCAAUGUAAUGAUCAACUACAUUCUUGGUGUAAAGUGGGAAGACUGCUAUCGCUUUAAGCUCAUCCAUGAGGUGACCAAUAAGUCACAGGCUGAGAGUCAGACUUCAGUUGUGACAUCAUACGAGCUCUACAACCAGCCAGGUUUUCAGAUUCCUUAUUCUCUGACUAUCAUUGACACACCAGGGUUUGGAGACACCAGAGGAAUGGCACAAGAUAAAUUGAUCACAGAGCAAGUGAAGGAAUUCUUGUGUAACCCCUUAGGGAUUGCUCACAUUGAUGCCGUCUGCUUCGUAGUUCAGGCACCCCUCGUCCGUCUUAGUUCCAAUCAGAAGUACAUUUUUGACUCCAUUCUGUCAAUCUUUGGAAAGGACAUAGCUGAAAACAUAUUGUUGCUUGUGACAUUUGCUGAUGGGAAAGACAUACCAGUGCUAGGGGCAAUCCAAGCUGCAGAGUUGCCCUGUCAGAAGAACAAGAAGGGACUUCCAACUCAUUUCAAAUUCAACAAUUCAUCUUUGUACACACAGAAAAUGGAGGAAGGGGAUAGUUCUGAUGAAGAUGAUUCAGAUGAUGAUGAUGAUGGGGAAGGGCUAGAGAAGAUUGUCUGGAAGUCAACUUUUAAACAGAUGAAGGCUUUCUUCAACACCUUGGAAACCAUUGAAUGCAAAGAUCUGACCCUAACCAAGAAAGUGUUGGAAGAACGUGAGCGUCUGGAAAGGGCCAUGAGCCGGCUAACCCCUCAGAUCACUGCAGGUCUGUCAAUGCUGAAUGAGAUCAAAAGCUUCAAACAGUGUCUGGAGAAUGAUAAUGAGAACAUGAAACAGAACAAAGACUUUGAGACAGAGGUAGAUGUUCUAGUGGCAGUGAGAACCAAAUUAAAUUGUUUUGCUACGAACUGUAACACAUGCCAAUUCACAUGCCACACCUGCUGCUAUCUCACAGAUGAGGAUAACAUCAAAACUUGUGCCGUGAUGGAUGCCAAUGGCAAGUGUGUCAUGUGUCCAGGAAACUGCUCUGAGGGUGUGCACGAAAGGGAAAAAGCCUUAUGGACAUAUGAAACAAAGACAGAGAAAAAGACGAUUCAGGAACUGAAGGACAACUUCAUGAAGGCACAGGGCAAGUUUAUGUCCAACAAGCAGAUGCUGGAGCAGCUUGAGGAUGAGUUCCAUGUGAUCGAGGACAAGCUGAUGUAUUUGAUCAAGUUGUCCUCGAACUGUCUUAAGAGGCUAAAUGAUAUUGCCCUGAAGCCAAGCUCUCUCUCCACUGUGGAGUACAUUGAGAUACUAAUUCGCACAGAGGAGGACGAACGCAAGCCAGGCUUCGAGGAUCGAAUCAUUGGAUUGAAGAAGAUGAAAAAUGAGUCUGAGAUUCUGGAGAAGAUAGCAAGAGGAGAAAAUGUACUUCCAGAUGAGCGACGCAGAAUUCAGCAGAAACAAGACAGACUUAAGAUGAUUGCAACAAGAGUUAAAAAAAUGCAAGACGUGCUCAGAGCUUGGACAGGAGAAACUUAAUUAAUCAAUAAUAGGCACAGGAUACACAUGGUUUAAACAGAACAAUGACAUGCUUACUUGCAGGUUCUCCUCUUGACAUUACAACAACUAAGAAUAGAAAUAAGGGGGAUCUAUGAAAGUAAUAAGUACAUGAAAAAAAACAAUUAAAAACACAGUUUACAAUUUUUUUUAAAGAUGGGAAUAUAAAGGUCUAUUCUUAAUCUGUGUCUGAAGGUUUACACAUUUGUAAAGUCUUUUGAUACUUUGUCAACCAUUUAGUUGACAAAUUUUCACUGAAUCAAAAAGUGAUUUAAUUAAUCUUCUUACUCAAUAUUCAUGACUGACUAUAAAAUGACGAAAAUAUUUUGUGACAAACCUCUGGGGUGGAUAUAGAAAUAUAAUCUACAUAAAAACAAAUGUAUGUGACAGAACAUUAGGAACACCUUUCUAAUAUUGAGUUGCAGCCAAUUUUGCCCUCAGAACAGCCUCAAUUUGUUGGGACGUGGACUCUACAAGGUGUCGAAAGCAUUCCACAGGGAUGCUAGCCCAUGUUGACUCCAAUGCUUCCCAUAGUUGUUUCAAGUUGGCUGGAUGUCCAUUGGGUGGUGGACCGUUUUGAUACACACUGAAAACUGUUCAGCAUGAAAAACCCAGCAGCUUUGCAGUUCUUGACACUCCUAAUGUUUUUGCUCAGUGCGUACUUGAAUACUGGUUUUACUUAAUUAAACAAACACAUUUUUGAAUACAGUAACUAUUACCAUGCAAUUUUGAUUGAUUUUAAUUGUCAACCAACAGAAUAUGACAGUACGUCCUAUAUGCAUUAAUGUGUUAAUUUCAAUGGAAAUGAAGAAUAAAGGCUUUUAAAAUUAAGAA